CGGGAGGCAUCUAUAAGGACCGUCCAACCUCCCCCUUACCCUGUCUCACAGACACACAGACACACACACACCAAGAGCUCCCUUCAGCAGCCAAACCUGUGCUCCCUGUGAGAAAUACAAUUCCGGUCUCAGAAAAGUUUUGAAGAUGCUGGACCUCCUGAACAGCCAGUUCGACUCCUUCCUCUUCUGGAGGACGCCCAUCCCCAUGAUCGACCCCGCCGAGAUCGAAGUGCUGGGGCUGACAGUCCCAAAGUCCGGCUCGGGAGGCCAGGCCUCAGCAGGCAAGCCUUACGCAGCGCAGACCCUGUCGAGGGAGGAGGAGGACGGAACCCUCGCUGAGUACAACGCCUUCAACUUCUGGAGAUCUCCCAUCGCAAGUUUCAAUGGAUUGGAGUUGGAGCUGCUCUGAGUUCGCUAACGCCUUCAACUAGCUGAUAACAUGUUGUUCAUGACUCAUAAAUUUUACUGUGUUUAUCAAAAUAUUCGCUCGCUU
Carcharodon carcharias (great white shark) is the source of this 493-nucleotide messenger RNA. RefSeq names its product MLLT11 transcription factor 7 cofactor (gene mllt11). Gene Ontology annotation, biological process: positive regulation of release of cytochrome c from mitochondria; positive regulation of DNA-templated transcription; positive regulation of mitochondrial depolarization. The record is from RefSeq and is a predicted model, not a curated record. The transcript has 2 exons. Gene Ontology annotation, cellular component: cytosol; nucleoplasm. NCBI's taxonomy places the organism in Eukaryota, Metazoa, Chordata, Chondrichthyes, Lamniformes, Lamnidae. Bases 146 to 409 code for a protein of 87 amino acids.